This is a messenger RNA of Myotis daubentonii (Daubenton's bat), 9776 nucleotides long. It is a transcript of the gene BRAF, whose product is annotated as B-Raf proto-oncogene, serine/threonine kinase. The record is from RefSeq and is a predicted model, not a curated record. Gene Ontology annotation, molecular function: ATP binding; MAP kinase kinase kinase activity. Gene Ontology annotation, cellular component: cytosol; plasma membrane; mitochondrion. Gene Ontology annotation, biological process: MAPK cascade; protein phosphorylation. Lineage: Eukaryota; Metazoa; Chordata; Mammalia; Chiroptera; Vespertilionidae.
CCCCUCAGGCUCCGCUGCGUUGGGGGCCGCGGGCCGGUUCCUGAGGUGGCCCAGCGCCCUCCCGCCGCCGGCGCCGCCCGGCCGUCGCCCCCGCCGCCCCCCGCCUCCGCCUACCCCCCCCCCGCCCUCCGCCUCCCCUCCCCCUCCCCGCCCAGCAGCGGUCGCUGGAGCCCCGGCUCUCGGUUAUAAGAUGGCGGCGCUGAGCGGCGACGGCGGCGCGGAGCAGGGCCAGGCUCUGUUCAACGGGGACAUGGAGCCCGAGGCCGGCGCCGGCGCCGCGGCCUCUUCGGCUGCGGACCCCGCCAUCCCCGAGGAGGUGUGGAAUAUCAAACAAAUGAUUAAGUUGACACAGGAACAUAUAGAGGCGCUAUUGGACAAAUUUGGUGGGGAGCAUAAUCCACCAUCAAUAUAUCUGGAGGCCUAUGAAGAAUACACCAGCAAGCUAGAUGCCCUCCAACAAAGAGAACAACAGUUAUUGGAAUCCCUGGGGAAUGGAACUGAUUUUUCUGUUUCUAGCUCUGCAUCAACGGACACCGUUACAUCUUCUUCCUCUUCUAGCCUUUCAGUGCUACCUUCAUCUCUUUCAGUUUUUCAAAAUCCCACAGAUGUGUCACGGAGCAACCCUAAGUCACCACAAAAACCUAUUGUUAGAGUCUUCCUGCCCAACAAACAGAGGACAGUGGUACCUGCAAGGUGUGGAGUUACAGUCCGGGACAGUCUAAAGAAAGCGUUGAUGAUGAGAGGUCUAAUCCCAGAGUGCUGUGCUGUUUACAGAAUUCAGGAUGGAGAGAAGAAACCAAUUGGAUGGGACACUGAUAUUUCCUGGCUUACUGGAGAGGAAUUGCAUGUCGAAGUAUUGGAAAAUGUUCCACUUACAACACACAACUUUGUACGGAAAACUUUUUUCACCUUAGCAUUUUGUGACUUUUGUCGAAAGCUGCUUUUCCAGGGUUUCCGCUGUCAAACAUGUGGUUAUAAAUUUCACCAGCGUUGUAGUACAGAGGUUCCACUGAUGUGUGUUAAUUAUGACCAACUUGAUUUGCUGUUUGUCUCCAAGUUUUUUGAACACCACCCAAUACCACAGGAGGAGGCCUCCUUUGCAGAGACUACCCUUACAUCUGGAUCAUCCCCUUCCACAUACUCCUCCGAUUCUUUUGGGCCCCAAAUGCUCACCAGUCCGUCUCCUUCAAAAUCCAUUCCAAUUCCACAGCCUUUCCGACCAGCAGAUGAUGAUCAUCGAAAUCAGUUUGGACAACGAGAUCGGUCCUCAUCGGCUCCAAAUGUGCAUAUAAACACAAUAGAACCUGUCAAUAUUGAUGACUUGAUUAGAGACCAAGGGUUUCGUAGUGAUGGAGGGUCAACUACAGGUUUAUCUGCCACCCCCCCUGCCUCAUUACCUGGCUCACUCACUAAUGUGAAAGCAUUACAGAAAUCUCCAGGACCUCAGCGGGAAAGAAAAUCAUCUUCAUCCUCAGAAGACAGGAAUCGAAUGAAAACACUUGGUAGACGGGAUUCAAGUGACGAUUGGGAGAUUCCUGAUGGGCAGAUCACAGUAGGACAAAGAAUUGGUUCCGGGUCAUUUGGGACAGUCUACAAGGGGAAGUGGCAUGGUGAUGUGGCAGUGAAAAUGUUGAAUGUGACAGCACCUACACCUCAGCAGUUACAGGCCUUUAAGAAUGAAGUAGGAGUACUCAGGAAAACUCGACAUGUAAAUAUUCUACUCUUCAUGGGCUAUUCAACAAAGCCACAACUGGCUAUUGUUACCCAGUGGUGUGAGGGCUCCAGCUUAUAUCACCAUCUCCACAUCAUUGAGACCAAAUUUGAGAUGAUCAAACUUAUAGAUAUUGCACGGCAGACCGCACAGGGCAUGGAUUACUUACACGCCAAGUCAAUCAUCCACAGAGACCUCAAGAGUAAUAAUAUUUUUCUUCAUGAAGACCUCACUGUAAAAAUAGGUGACUUUGGGCUAGCCACAGUGAAAUCUCGAUGGAGUGGGUCCCAUCAGUUUGAACAGUUGUCUGGAUCCAUUCUGUGGAUGGCACCAGAAGUAAUCAGAAUGCAAGACAAAAACCCUUAUAGCUUUCAGUCAGAUGUAUAUGCAUUUGGGAUUGUUCUGUAUGAAUUGAUGACUGGACAGUUACCUUAUUCAAACAUCAACAACAGGGACCAGAUAAUUUUUAUGGUGGGACGAGGAUAUCUAUCUCCAGAUCUCAGUAAGGUACGAAGUAACUGUCCAAAAGCCAUGAAGAGAUUAAUGGCAGAAUGCCUAAAAAAGAAAAGAGAUGAGAGACCACUCUUUCCCCAAAUUCUCGCCUCUAUUGAGCUGUUGGCCCGCUCAUUGCCAAAAAUUCACCGCAGUGCAUCAGAACCCUCCUUGAAUCGGGCUGGCUUCCAAACAGAGGAUUUUAGUCUAUAUGCUUGUGCUUCUCCAAAAACACCCAUCCAGGCAGGGGGAUAUGGAGAAUUUGCAGCCUUCAAGUAGCCACACCAUCAUGGCAGCAUCUACUCUUAUUUCUUAAGUCUUGUGUUCGUACAGUUUGUUAACAUCAAACACAGUUCUGUUCCUCAGAUCCUUUUUUAAAGAAAUGAAAUUUUCAAUUCAUAAGCUGAUGUGGAACGGAAUGGAAAUUCCCAUCCAAGAAAAGAGGGAAGAAUGUUUUAGGAACCAGAAUUCUCUGCUGCCAGUGUUUCUUCUUCAACACAAACACCACGUGCAUACAAGUCUGCCCAGUCCCAGGAAGACGAGAGACCCUGAGUUCUGGCCUUUUGAUGGUCAGGCAUGAUGGAAAGACACUGCUGCUACAGCUUGGGAGAUUGGCUCUGGAGUCUGCCGGUCGACUGUGCCCUUCUAACCACCAGAUCAGUGUGUGGCUGAUCAUCUGAUGGGGCAGUUGCAAUCACCAAGCAUCGUUCUCUUUCCUGUUCUGGGAGUCUGUUGUGGAGCUCUCCCCUAGCCACCACUGGUUCAUUUCUGAGGGACGGAACAAAAAUGCAGCAUGCCCUACCUGUGUGGUGCACGUUCAGUCCUUGACUCAUUUUUAUCAAAAUGAAGCUAUUUUAUUUAAGUGGAGGAUGAGAGGGAGACAGAGCUACGUUUUGGUGCAGAGGAAAAGGGAAUGCUGCAUCUUUUUCCUGACCUCCUGGGUUUCUGGCCUUCUGUUUCCUUGCUCACUGAGGGUGUCUGCCUACCCACGCAGGCUGGAAAGUGCUGGCACACAUUGCCUUCUUUGUUCAUUGGGUCCAGCAAUGAAGAGAAGUGUCUGGGGGUUUUUUCCCUCCACAAUAUAGCAAGUUCUCAGGAAAAUCUUCCUCCUAAGCUCUUCCAGUCACCAAGUACUUAUGUGGCUACUUUGCCCAAGGCACAAAAAUGCCAUGGUGGUAUUUAGUUAAAAGCCUACAGAACUGCUUGAUAACAGUUUUGAAUGUGAGACAUUUAUGUAAUUUAAAUGUAAGGUACAAGUUUUAAUUUCUGAGUUUCUUCUAUUAUAUUUUUAUUAAAAAAAUAAUUUUCAGAUUUAAUUGAAUUGAAAUAAAACACUUCCCAUUAGAAUUAUAUAUCCUGAAAAAUUGUAUUUUUGUUAUAUAAACAACUUUUAAAGAAAAAUCAUUAUCCUUCCUCUACCUAAACAUGGGGAGUCUUAGCAUAUGACAGAUAUUUAUAAUUUUUAAAUUAAUGGUACUUGCUGGAUCCACACUAACAUCUUUGCUAAUAUCUCAUUGUUUCUUCCAGUUUACUCUUACACUACAUCCUCAUUUUCUUUUACCUAGAAUAUGCAACCUAAAAUAAAAAUGGUGGUGUCUCCAUUCAUUCUUCUUUUUCCUUUUUUCCCAAGCCUGGUCUUCAAAAGGUUGGGUAAUUUGGCAGCUGAGUUCCCCAAGCAGAUAAUAGAGCAAUUUUAGGUGUAUUGGGACUGUGAGAGUAUGUGUGAAGCUAACGUCAAUUGUUUUUACAGAAAGAGCUGCUGUGAUAUUAAGAACCUCAUUCCUUAUCUUUAUAUAAACGGAAAAUAUAACCUAGCCAUAGCUUCCUUUGGCAUUUACUAAAGAGUGGUGUAAGUCACGGUAGUAGCAAAGAAAGUGACUCUGGACAUAUUAAUGGCAAAUACCUCCCUUAUCAUGGAUCUAGAAUCUCUUACAGGAUUUGGGAAUGUAAAUCAAAUCAAAUGUACUUAGCCCAACUAGGUAGCCAAGGAUCUGAGAGAAAUUGGAUAGGACUAUAAAAUAAAGCAGGGAAUUAGAAAUUGUUAUUUUAAAAUUUCAAAUUGUAACUCACCCUACUUUCAGCCUAUUAACACUCACUGCCAUUAGAUUUUUGCUAAAAUACCUGUAUUCACAGGAAAAUUCCACGGACGUGUAAAAGGUUGUCCCAGUAGAAUGGAAAGUAUACUGAAGCUAUUAGUGAAUUUGAAAAGCAGUGUGUUCUUAAGUCUUACAUGAGCAGAGCAGUAUCUUAACAAAAUUCAGAAAUUACUAAGAUGUAAAAUGGUUCAUGCUCAUUUGAAGAGCAUCUUGUAUGUAUAAUGCUGGCUCUUUUAAAAGCAUUGUCUAUUUUUCUUUCUAAAUAUGCUGCCAUGGAUGCUUUUAAACAUGCUUGUGUUCCCUGUACCAAGAUUGCAGAGAGCUGGUCUUAAACGAUAGGCAUGUCUGCUGAGCAGGUAGAGCUGCUAGGCUCAGGUGCGGGACUGCCUGGAUGGCUGGAGCAGCACCGGACCUAGUUCUGGAGGAAGCUUGGCAUUGGGGUUUUCCAAACACUGUUCAAGGUGAUACACUUUUUUCUUCUCUUUCUUUUUAGAAAAGGUUGCUAUCUCAUUUGAAAAGGAGAAACAGACUCUAUCUCAAAUGAGUCUGUGCCCAGAAGCCAGGCUCGUGGUAUUAUUGAGAAAUUUUUAUACAGCCCUUAAAAAAUAAAAUUUGAAAAUUUCCCUUUUCCUUUUUUCCAUCAAGUUGUUUUUUCUCUAGUUUACAGUUGACAUGAAAAAGGGGUUUCCCUCUGAGUUUCACUUUCUUUACUGUCCGAUGGUUAACUACAGAUAGACUUGCUGAGCUCCUAAGAAAUACAAGGAAGAACUCCUUGACGUGCAAAGCACUUUAUGAGUAAUUGAAUGGAUAACAUGUGGCUGCUUCACUGAUUAUUUCCCAAGGCGGUAACUGUCUGUCUUUUCCGUAAAGUGGCUGCAGUGCCUUCCGUGGGGCCUUUUAUUUUGGGUAAGGAGAGGUGAAGCCUGAAAAAUUUGAGAGUAACCAUAAAAGAUUGUUUUAAUCCUGGUGGAAUUGUAUUGUUUUGUUUUUUCCUAGCUGAUGGACUUUAUCAUUAAACUACAGUCUAGGGCAGUGAUGGCAAACCUAUGACAUGCGAACUCAUUUUUUUGGUUGAUUUUUCUUUGUUAAAUGGCAUUUAAAUAUAUAACAUAAAUAUCAAAAAUAUAAGUCUUCGUUUUACUAUGGUUGCAAAUAUCAAAAAAUUUCUAUAUGUGACAUGGCACCAGAGUUAAGUUAGGGUUUUUCAAAAUGCUGAAACGCCGAGCUCAAAAGGUUCGCCAUCACUGGUCUAGGGUGUAGAUUUUUGCCACUGAAAUAAUAUUGACCAAAAAGUAGUUUAUAAAAGGGAUUUGUGAAUAGAAAAAUCCAGUGUGAUUCUUUGUACUUGUGUGCACCUUAAAAGAAGGCUCUGUCUAGCUGUCAAAAUCUGGUUCCUGGACGUGCAGUCCCUGAUUGUAUGUGAGAUCUAUAGGAUGUACUGGGACAUCCUAGAAGAUAAAAUCACAUAUAUGAAGUAUAUGUGUUAUAUUCAUGUUAGUGUUGGAGAAGAAAGAGAUUAGUUAUAAAGAGAUAAUUCAGGACUUCACCACUGUCCACCUGAAACUAAAUAUAUCCUAGAUUCUCAUGGGAUAUGGUCACAGCUCUUAAUCACAUAAUGUUAUCAUUUGUUCAUGAGGCAACGUUGGCACUGCUGCACACCCCUCCUCAGCCUCACCGCCCCCCCUGUACAUUCACCCUCUGCCUCGGGCAAACCUCAUCUAGCUUUAGUUUGAAACAUACUACAGAGUUCAGGUGACCUCUUCAAAAAACUACCUCCUCAGAAUGAGGUAAUGAAUAUUUAUUUAAAAUAUGAAGUCAGGAGCUCUAGAACAUGAAGAUGAUUUAGGAUUUUAACUUUUAUGUGUGCUUGUAUUUGAACGCUCUCAUUUUGUCCUGAAGGGCAUUAUACAUUUAGGCAGUAAUACUGAAAAAUGUAGCAGAGUGUCUGAAUGUUGUUGCAAAUGGUGCCAGAACCUGUUUAGGGGUACGUUUCAGAAUAUCAACCUUAAGUCAGUUGCAUGAAAUUAAAUAGUUACGGUAUCACUUCACUAACAAUGAUAUAAUUUUAAUUGUCAAUGGGCUUGGCAGGACAGUGCACCUUCAUAAUGAGUUAGCCACAGCCUUGUCACAUGUGCAGAUACUCCGACCAACUGCCCAGCUUAGGGGGGAGAAAGUGAUUACCCAUUUUGCAAGAUUCUCUUCUUUGUCCAAGUUGGCCUUGUUAGUGCUAGAAUAGCAGCACCUGGAGACCAGCAGAUUCCAACCAUUAGGCUAUUUAAAAACACACACAUAGCCAGACAUGGAAGGUUUACUGAGUGUGAACACAAAAUAGCUUAUAGAUCAGACAUUGAAAUGGUGUAGGUGAGGCUGUAGAGAAAUACCUUGACAAUUUGCCAAAUGAUCUUACUGUGCCUUCAUGAUGCAAUAAAAAAAAAAAGCUAAAAUUUUAGCAGAAAUCAGUGAUUUAUGAAGAGAGCAGCCACUCUGGUCUAACUCAGCUGUGUUAAUAUUUUUUAGAGUGCAAUUUAGACUGCAAAGAUAAAUGCACUAAAGAGUUUAUAGCCAAAUCACAUUUAAAAAAUGAAAACACAGGUAAAUUUUCAGUGAACAAAAUUAUUUUUUUAAAGCACAUAACCCCUAGUAUAGUCAGAUAUAUUUAUCAUAUAGAGCAAAUAGGUUGAAAUUGUAGUUCAGUGACAUUUCUAGAGAAACUUUUUCUACUCCCAUAGGUUCUCAAAGCAUGGAAUUUUUAUAUAACAGAAAUAUUUGACAGACAUUUUAAGAAAUUGUGUAGUUCAAGGUUGAAGUACUGUAGGCUGGGCAGCAGUUGCGUGUGUUAACUUAGUGAGAAGGGGGAGAGAAAUUAAAAUAUGGGGCAGAAUUAGAUUUUAUCAGUCUCCAGAGUACUGCUGCCAACCUAGACACAGAUUUUUCAGAGUUUGAAACAUUACAAUUGCCUUCCAGGACUGGUUGGCAAAUUAAGCAGGACUGUGCUGCUAAUCCUGUUGGGGGUGCUGUGAGGUGUCGGGCCUCCUUCAUGAGGAAGCACUGGAAUAGUUCCUGGCCUGGCCAUUGCUGCCCACUGGACAUGCUCCGUGGUCUGCUUCUCGUAUCUUCAUUCCUCACCGCCCCAGGAAAGGCAGUGCACUGUCACAGCGAGUUCUCAAGGUGCUCACUGAGGGGUAUUCCUACACCCACAGGUCACUGAGCACCCGAAGAGUACGGUAGCAUCGCUGCCUGAUUUGUAUAUUGGCCACCAGAGAAUGACGUGGCCAGUGUGUUCAUGGUCCAUGUUGCUAGCUCUGGUAAAUUCGAAAAUGCUGGUAAGGUUUUGUGAUAUCAGUACACUAGGCAGUAAGCUAAGCUUUGUUUUGUUUUCAGAUAACUUAUUUUUACUUCUGUUUGGCAAAGAUAUUUACAUUGAAAUUCAGUCCUAAGUUUUCUCAGUUGUAGAAAGGGUAGUUAACAGUUUCUGGUGGGUAUUUUUAAGAUAGAAAAGGACAAAAACUUAAUUCCUAAAUUCUUAAGGUCACAGGGCUUUAUUUUAAAAUGCAUAGGGACAGUUAGUCCCCACCUCAAAAAAUAUUUAAGUAGAUCUUUUAGCAUCACAACUUGAACUGUUUAUUUAGUCUUAUUAUUAAAUCAGUUUUAUUAAAAUGUUUAAUUUUAUUUAGCUGUUUUGACUAAUUACAAUGGUAUUACCAGUUGUGCAUGAGUACACAGCCAGUGUAUCUGUUUUUUUGUGAUGCAUUUUUUGAAAGAAUUCUAUAGAUUGAAAUACUCUUUAAGAACAAAGAACUGAAAUAUAUUUAUUCCUGUUAAAUAUAAAAAAGUGAAAAAGGAUUUGUGCCCACCAUCGCAUCUCCUGGCAGGCUGGGUGGGUUGUCCAGCACCCACGCGUGGCUGGUGCUCAGCACGGUGUCUGUGGGACUGGGCAUGGGUCUCACUUAGGAGAUGUGGCAGAGGAAGGGUUCUGGUUACAGGGGUGCAGAUGGGGAUUAUGAGUAAGUUGCUUAGUACUGGUUUUCUUUUGAAAAUUACUGUGUUGCAUUUGUGUAUUAAGCUUUUUUAACCCGGGUGUGCUUUGGUGGAGUAGGAGAUACAUCGGAGGAAACUUCAAACUAGCAUAAGCAACAAAGCUCACAGACUAGGCACAAAUAUAGAGAAAAUGGACCAAAUAGGACAGGGGAGGGUGUGGGAGUAAGUCUGAGGGUAGGGAAAAAUUGAUGUGAGGGUGGGAAAUAAACCAUAAUUAUCUGAAAUAAAAUGUAAGAGUGCAAUAAGUGUGCUUUUCUAAGCUGUGAACGGUUUUGUUUUAAAUCAUUCCUUCCUUAUACAUUUGUGUGUGUUCCGGACAUAGCUGAUUAAAACCAGCUAUGAAAACAUAAUGCCUUUUUAUUCACAUUAAUUACCAACAUAAGUGGCUAACCUUUAUGUUUGUGUAUCUUCAUGUUACAUUAGUUUACAUACAGGGGGGUAUGUGUUAUGCUGUGCCCUUUUCCCUCCAUUUGAAAAUGCAUUUGUUGGGUCCUGUUUCCUUUGGCCAUGCUACACACUAGUCUGUUUGGCCUUCGUGAUGUCACCCGAUUGGAAGGACUAUGACAGUGAUCUAUUAGUGUGGUAAUCUUUUGUUGGUUGUACACUCUGAACCUUUCCUCACUCAGCAAUUUCUGCUUCUAAAAAAGGAGCAUACAACUGGUCAGGGGGUUGAAUUUGACCAUUUACCAACAUGUUCCUUUGAUUCUAUACAGUACUUAUGAUUGCUCUUUAGUUUAGACCAAGAAAAAGGACAUCACCCCCAUUUCAUUUACCUUCUUGGUUUGAGGACAAUUCUUCUAUACAGGAGAAGAAAGGCAAAUCCUUCAUGUUUUAACUGAGGAAAUGGCUCCAGGUUUACUACUCCAAACCGUGUGGCAGUUCUCAUACACAUUCCUCUCUCGCUGCCAAAGGUUCAGGUUUAGUUCACUUCAGUUCCAAACACUCAAAAGGUUCUCAUGGAGUCUGGAAAGAUGGGGACUUUUUAAUUGUCCGCAGACCUCUCUAUACCUGCUUUGCAAAAAUUAUGGAGUAACUAUUUUUAAAACUUAUUUUUCAAUUCAUAAAAAAAGACAUUUAUUUUCAGUCAAAUGGAUGUUGUCUCCCUCUUGACCCUUAGUCCUCAGUGCUUGAAUCUUUUUUUUUUUUCUUCCAUUCUCCCCCAACCCCACUUCUUGAUACUUUGGUUCCCUUUCCUGCUCAGGUCCCUUCAUUUGUACUUUGGAAUUUUUCUCAUGUAAAUUUGUACAAUGGAAAAUAUUGUUCAGUUUGGAUAGAAAGCAUGAAGAAUUAAAUAAAGAUAGCUGAAACUCAGAUUGAAGAAAUUUAUUUCUGUGUAAAGUUAUUUAAAAACUCUGUAUUAUAUAAAAGGCAAAAAAAGUUCUAUGUACUUGAUGUGAAUAUGCGAAUACUGCUAUAAUAAAGAUUGACUGCAUGGAGAA